This is a messenger RNA of Schistocerca gregaria, 9014 nucleotides long. RefSeq names its product hemicentin-2-like. Bases 1 to 1602 code for a protein of 533 amino acids. NCBI's taxonomy places the organism in Eukaryota, Metazoa, Arthropoda, Insecta, Orthoptera, Acrididae. The record is from RefSeq and is a predicted model, not a curated record. The transcript is spliced from 8 exons. Gene Ontology annotation, cellular component: cell-cell junction. Gene Ontology annotation, molecular function: cell adhesion molecule binding. Gene Ontology annotation, biological process: cell-cell adhesion.
AUGGCCUUGGUAACAAAGGUGGUGGCGGCGCGACUGCAGAGCGCGCGCCUGCCGUGUGGCCAGGCGACGGCCGGCGGCGCGCAGCGGUGGUUCCGCGGGGACUCCCCGGUGCUGCCGCUGCCGCAGCCGCCGCGGCUGCUGCUGGAGGAGGCGCACCUGCGCGUCGCCACCGUGCUGCCCAACGACGCCGGCAUGUGGCGCUGCGAGCGCAGGGACCCCGCCACCGGCGCUCUGCUCGCCGCCCCGCCGCCCGUCCGGCUGCUGCUCGCCGAGCCCCCGCGGUCGCUGCGGCUGACGGUGGACGGGGAGCCGUGGAACGGCACGGAGCCGUGGCUGCAGCUGGAGGAGGGCGCGCGGCUGCGGCUGGGCUGCGAGCCGGAGGGCGGCGUGCCGGCGCCGCAGCUCACCUGGUGGCUGACGCCGGCGGCGCCGCCGGACCCCGAGGAGCCGCCCCGGGGCGCCGUGCCGCUCAGCUCGGCGGCCGCCGCCGGCGCGCGCGUCGCCCUGCUCGACGCCGUGGGCCGGCAGCACCACAACGCCACCGUCUCCUGCCUCGCGCGACACCUGGCGCUGCGCCGACCGCUGCGCGCCGACCUCACGCUGCACGUGCGCUACAGCCCGUCGUUUGCCAUCAGCCGGCUGCCCGACUUCGGGUUUCCUCUCCGCGAGGGCAUGGCCGUCUCGCUCAAGUGCGACGUUGACGCCAACCCUCCUUCAUCGCCCAAGUGGCUCCGAGACGGCGAGGAGCCGCCGGUGGCGCAGACUGGCGACGGCUUCCUGAACUUCAGUUACGUCCGGCGAGAGCACAGCGGCUGGUACAAGUGCACUAGCCGUGGCGCCAGCUCCAUCGGAUACUUCCUCAACGUCAGAGCGUCCGACCCAGCAGAGGAGGAUUCGUUGGGCGGGUCGACACCGGCCCCAGGCAGUGCUGGCGGCGUGGCGCCGUCGCGGGGCUCGCUGGAGCGCCAGCUGGAGGUGCCCCUGGGCAGUACGGUGACGCUGCAGUGCCCGGGCGGCGGCGCCUCCUGCUGGAGCCGCCUGGGCAGCCCUCCAGAGCCGGUGGGCGCGGGGCCGGACCUCACCAUAGAGCGCGUGUUGUAUCAGGAGGCGGGCGCCUACCGCUGCGAGCCCGCGCUGCACGACGCCAGUCACCUCACCGUCAACCUGUCCGUCAGGGGUGUGCCGGUGGUGUACCCGCCGUGGCGCAACGUGACAGCGCCGGCCGGUCUGCCCGUGACGCUGGACGUGGAGUUCUGCGCCAACCCGGCGGCCGACCGCGCCCUCUGGCUGCUGCGCGGCGCCCUCCUCAGGCCGGGGGAAGCGGCACCCGGCGUCGUCGCACACAACGUCACGGAGGCCAAUUCGCCGCACUGCCAGUACGCGUCGCUGACGCUAACGUCGGCGCAGCCGGAGGACGCGGGCGAGUACGUGUUCCUGGUGCGGUCGCCGCGCGGGCUGGCGGAGGGUGCCUUCUCGCUGCAGGUGACGCCCUCCGCGGCCGCCGCCCCCGCACCCGCCCCCACACCCUCGCCCGGCCUCAUCGCCUGCUGCGCCCUCUGGCUGGUUCCGGCGCUGGCCGCGGCGUUUCGGCGACUCUCCUAAUGGACCCCGGCGCAUUCUCACCUAACUGCAGCGUCGCGACGCGGUGUUACCGUUGAGUCGCGCACGAGGAGCGCCCCUAGUCGAGUGCACAAAUGACUACACCAUACUGGAAACUCCUAAAGUGUUGUACGUAUGAUUGCAUAUCUAACAGGAGUGUAUGGCUUACAACGUCUUACAGUGUUACAAAAAAAUGAAGAGACCUAAUUAGGAAGAUAAGUGACGUGAAAUUCAUGACGAUAAAUUGCAUGGUCAAACGGUGUACGUAACAGGUAGUGAUCUGAUAAUUUGUGACUGAAAGGUGCAGAAGAAAAAACGCUUUUGGAGUAAUGCACAGUUGACAAUACUUACUCCAAAUGUUUCAGCACAAUAAGAGGGACUUGUUUUGUAUAAAUAUUCUACUGGCUGAUCACUAUUACUUUCAGGCUGUUCCUGAAGAUUCCACUGUGGAAACUAUUGAUACUCUGCUUCUACGCAAUACAGCAUGCUCCUAAGUCACUCAUGCUAUUUCGCCUGACUAUACGAGAAGACUUCAAAACGUAAUUUACACUUUACUGUGCACGCCAAGUAACUUUUAUUGAAUGCUGCACUACACUUGGAACAGACACAGGAACGUGACACUGUUUUUCAACAUAACUGCCAAGUCUCUGUAAACAAUAGUCGGAACGUUUUACCAAUCGUUCACAUCAUCGACGAUAGAAAUUCCUUUCCUUGCACACGAACUCAUUCGAGAACCGCUCUGUGAACGUUCUCAUCUUCGGAAAAUCUUUGAUUCCUGGAAAUCAGUUCCGCAACUGCCUGGACGUUGUGCUCUGUGUUUGAUCUUGAUGCCCUUCCUCCCCGAUCAGAAUCACACGUGGCUGUGAUACUUAGGUCAUUUUUCUGGAUCAUUGCACUACAGCUGGACGCGCUAUGGCAUGUAGUUCAUAUGCUGACAGAAUUUGACGGAGAAGUCUGCGUGUAAUGUAGACGUUUUCCCUACCGGAAUCGUACCUUCUCUCGUACUUCAGCCUUAGAGUUCGUUUCCAGUAGCAGCGCCAUUGCAAUCACGCACUGUGAUCCUUCUAGUAACCGUACCGCAGUAGUGCUGUGUCUCCACGGGACCCAGGACGUGUUGUCCCUUCUGACAAAGUGCCACCCUUCUUGUACAAUAGUCUUGGUGAGGGAGGACACGUGUGACUUACUCUUUGAAGUACCCUCGUAUCUUCUACCUGACUGGAGAUAGAAACCUUUCAUCGAAAGAAAAAUAUUAUCUUUGCGGUGGUUUAAAUUUGCUGGUCAACGCUGUUAGCGGUAGUUCUACCCUGGGGCACUCAGCUAAUCAGGUCGCUCGCUCGUUAUCCGACGUGCGACCAGUCGAGAUACAUUAACACAGUAGCUAAAGGAGUUUGGGUUCUCUUUCUCAACAUAUGCACUGCUUUUACAGUUGUUCCACUUGCUUUUCGAGUACCGCAAUGUACCCUAUUGUGUAUAAGGGGUGUGCGGAUGUAACAUGUAUCCAUGUGUAUCCCCACACAACAACUUUCUGUGAGCGAAGCCGCCGCGUUGAAACAACAAUGAAUGCAGUCACUGGAUGUUUGUUGUACUCCUGGUCAACAAAACAUUGAAUGUUUGUGAAAGAUGAAAGAAAAGCUUUGAUUUUAAACAUAUCUGUAAGGGUUUCCCAAGAUUAUAUGAAAAGGCAUGCAAUAAAUCCCUUUUCUUAAAAAAAAUGGGAUGCUUCCUUCUAAAAUGAAAGUUAAAAUUCACCCCAAGCUUUUAUUCAUGUAGGAGACAAAGUCAUGUAAAAUCAAAUCUGUCUUUUUGAAACGUCCUGGAUUUUGAAGGAUGACCUAGUUCCAUAAGAGGAACACUGUUACUUCCGAAGAAUUUUUGUCCACAUAUGUCUUAACGCUCUGCGUUGCAUUUCUACAACAUAUUAACAUCGUCGUGCUGCAUGACUUGCUAAGACUUCGUGACAGAGGCAGACCAGUUACACAUGUAACCAGUUCAGUUACAGAUCUAAAAGACAGAUGUCCUUAACUUAAACAAGUCAUAAUUUAUUGCGGUGUUCCGAUCCAGGUCGUUAAUAAUGUUACCGACAGAAUCAUUCACCUCAUUUAAAUCAGAUGUUGGAAACAGUGAUUGUACAUACGCUUUUUACCUCAGUACAUGGAAAUAUAUUUUCUUCGAAGUUUCUUCUUGCUUUACUUACAUUUCUUUAUAUAUGGGUGAAUCAUAUCUCCUUUCUGACUCAUUCAAAAAACAUGUCGAUCCAUACUACUGAGAAAGUGAUUUUGAUACUGCAGGUUCUAGUAUUCUAUUACUCUUCUUGCCGAUUUUAGUUCUUAUUUUUAUUUUAUGUUGUCGUAAAUUCAACGAAUCAAGAGGUAUAUUUAAGAAUAGCUGAUAUUUCUGAUUUAUAUAAAAAACUCUUAGUUCUCUGCUUUACAUUUUUAGCCUUAUUGUGUCCUGAUGAACCUAGGUGCAUUUAAGAAUUUAAAAUGUAGUAUGGGUUUCAGAAAAUGUCCGUAAACGGUGACGUUCCAAAUAUGAAAACGGAAUUAUACUGUAAUAAUUGCUGAUGAUUUGUCGUUUUCUCGACCAGAAAAUCAAAUGUGGUUGCUUCGAUUUAUUUUACUCUCUUAGAUAAGUACUGUACAUGCUUAGAGCUCGAAGAUGAGAAACAUAAUGAAUUUUCCUCUCCCUCUAAUUACAAAAGCCAGCAGAAAGUAGCGAUCGGUACAUUGCAGUCAAUAAUGUGAACGACAACCAUCAGUGAUUGCUUUAUAAUAUUUAUUACAUUAAACUUACAGUUAUAAAUGAUAUGUCAAAUUAAAGAGCAACUCAAACAGUUUUACAAGAACCUUAUACAAUGUGAGCACCAUUUGUCACACGGUACGCAUCAAGUCUAUAGCCGAGUUCUUCCCAAACGUUGUUAAGUGUGUCUUCAGUGACAUUAGCAACUGUUGCUUCAAUCCGGUUUCUUAAUUCAGGGAGGUCUGCCGGUAGCGGAGGCACGUGCACACGAUCCUUGAUGAAGCCCCAAAGGAAAAAAAAUCGUGAUGGCGAGUGAUUUGGCUGGUCAUUAUUUCUGUCGAAGCCCGGAUCCUGAAUGGUUUCUUUCCAUCGAGUGCCCUUUCCUUCCAAAAUCGAAAUGAAAGAAUCAAGUUGUAUUACACAUGUUACUUGAGUGUACUCAUUGGAGAUAAAAUGCUCUUGCAGAUUCUCUUGGGCCCCAUUUUUCAAUUGGCCUGGAACCGAGCCCUCCCAUUCGGUCAAUAAAUGUUAGCACAGAACGUCUGUAGUGUCACUAUACUUAUGAUUUGCCUCGUGGUAUAGAAUCUCCAGUUUAGGAUGAGACCAUUAGUUACUUUAGUGGUUGUGACUGUUGAUAGUCUACUUGCACGUGGAUUAUCUUGGAAGAUUCAGCAACUCUGACGAAUCGGAAGACAUUUCGCUGAGGAAAUAUCCGGGGCAAAAGUGAGAUAUUUCACAAGAAGAACCACCUUGGAUUCUCAGACGAGCAGCAGAGUUGUCUUAAAGUAAUUUAUCAAAAUGGUUCGCACUCGUCAUUUUAACGAUUUAUUCGAUUGUAAAUGACGAGUAGCAAUGUCGUGGAGAUGUUGUUUCAUGAUGGCUCUGCCAUAUAGUUGAUUACUAGGAAUGAUAUGUUACGUUAUCUCAUAGACUACCAAGAGCUCAACGUCAAUUACAUUAGAUGAAUAGUCCCGAUAAUUGAGUAUACUACCAACGUACAUUGUGUAAAAUUUUGACGGUAGAAGAUUAGAUAUUUUACCUAAAAUGUUUCGGUUGUUUAGCGCUUGCAAUGCUAAACUACUGUGGACUGUGCGUUGCUUAUUUACCGAAUUUUGUGCUUCAAUGAAGUUCUUCGCAAUCAACAUCCUGAACUGUUUUCGUAUCGAGCAUCAUCCUAACCCUGAUUCAGUAACGUAUUUCUUGUCCUUUGCACUUCUACAUUGUUUAUCUACCAAAUGUUAUGUUAAUUAUUCAAACGGAUGUAAAAUAAAUAAUAAGUAUUAACGCUGAAGAUACAUAUCAUGUUUAGGAAAUACUUUCAGCUCAAAUAUGUUGCAUUCUGAUGUUGGAAUAGGUAUUAUGAAGCAAAAAUGUAGAUGUAUACUACUUACUAAACCCAUAGUGUUAAUAACUAUCUGUAUUAGGAAAGCCCAAGCAGAUCGUUGGGUGGAAGAGAAUCUUCAGUGCGUAUGCAGUGGUACUAGCGUCACUACAAAAGUUUCUGUAAAUAGAAUAAUUGGAGGCAGUGAGGAAACUUUUGAUUACUGAACUUCAUUUAAGUUUGGAUUUUUACGUUCCACCUUUUGCAUUUACGAAAGAAAAAAAACGUCAACGGGAACUUGCGACUCAAAUUACGUGAUUAAAUUCAUUUAAAAGUACUAAAGAUUUUCCACAUCAAGUGUCAAAAGUGUCAAAAGUUUAUCAUGAUGUAUUUCUGGACUAUGUUCUCCCAUUAUUAAGUGCUUGAAACGUCUGUGCUCAGUGGCAUAGAAGUUUAAAGCACUUGACAGUGGUUUCACGUAGUCGCGAAACGUACCAUAAUAAAUAUUUCACACGUUUCAAAACUGGUGCGUAAAAGUCCCAGUAUUGUUAUAUUAGACAGUUGUAAGAUGGCUUCCCAAAAGAUAACUCCUUUGAUGUAGUCGCGACUUUGUAACAUGCAGUUUUCCGUUCUUGGAAACACUAGUCACUGAUUCGAGUGCUUUUAACUAGCGAUGGUACGCAUUAACAGCUGCUUUGGGAUAGGUGAAUCUCCACCUGAAUGUAAAUCGUCAUCACAGAGGGUAAGCACUAAGAACGUGUUUAACUUUUGUGGUCGCAAGGAAGCGAACUGCGAAGUUGUCUGCGUUCACGUAGGAAUUACAGGCAGUCUUGCUGCGCUCUUGUCAUUGGGUGCUUUCCUCAAAAGUUCUUGAAACCGUUUGUCACGCAGACUAUUCUGUACCACUGCAAAGUAUCAAUUCUUUGUUUGUUUAGAGAUGUUACAAUAAUGCAGAUGAUAAUUUGCUCACUUUUCUACCGACUUGUUGGUCAUUUCACUUUCAGCGGCGGACUUCCAUUGGGCCCGGUCUCGAUUCCCCGCCGGGUAAGAGAUUUGUCUGCUCCUGCACCGGUUGUCGUGUUGUCGUCAUCAUUUGAUCAUCAUCGACAGGCUAGUCGCCUGAAAAGACUUGCAACUCAGUCGCCGAACUUCCGAAGGUGGGGACUUCCGACCAUCAGUGCCAUAUGAUUUUAUUUUUUUUCAUUGGGAAAGCUUCGCAAUAUCGACCGGCGCUCUAUUGGAAGAUAGAAAUAAGGAAUCCAAGUUAUAUUACCACUAAGAACGUAGAAACUCGAUAAGAGCUGCAACUGUGAAAUUCGUCAUAAUUUCUUUGACUCAUUCAUCACAGACGCCUUCCCUCACAUGUCAAUGAGCAGGGUGCCCACUAGCGUGAGGCUUAUCUAACUCAAAAGCAGUGGCGUAAGUCAUUUCCUGGAACCAUUUUUCUGGAUCACUUCGGUCACUAGAUGUCUUAACGUCUCCUCGCUUGCAAGAAAGGAAACUAAAAUAAAAUCAGCUAUCCUGCAGCUGAGACGGAGAACACUUCCUUAAACUUUGUGCUAACUAUCGUGCCUUUGAGAUUCACUCAAUUCUUUUCUCAGGGUGUUCCGUGCUGACAAGGAAAAUAUGUUGCUUGAGCAGGAACGACUGGAUCCCUACCAGCAGUAAUAUCAAGUUGGGUGAACUGAAACGUGUACCGGCAUUGUAUAAGCUCUGUUAUCGUUAUUACUACUAAUGUAUGAAAUUAGAAAAUAUACGCACACAAUACACACAAUGAAAUAACAGAUUACUGCCUACAUUUGACAACCAGAUCGCACCAUUUGUUUGUCUCUCAAUCCCCCUAUAAAGACAUGGAGUGGGGCGUUCUCCACAAUAUAUCCUACAGUCUCUUCCCUCGCACCACAGGAAUAAGCAACAGUUCCACAAUAAGCCCAUUUUUUCAGGACGUGGCCACAUCUCCUUUUCGCGUUGUGAUACGAUUGAGUCUUAUCUAAUCGCAACGUGAACGAUUGCAACCUGUAGUCAUUGAUGGGAUUUGAAUUAGGUGGUGACACGAAGGUGAAUGUUCGUUCCAGUGUCUGUGACCCAAAAAAUAUCUUAAAGUUGGUUGCGUGACUUAACAGCCGAUUCCUGUAUAGAACGCUCACCGACGUCCAGCAAUGAAACUGACACACUGAUGGAAGUUGUCGAGUCGUUACCACAGAGCGUCAAAGAGCAGUAAGCACUGAGUACGGUAUGAAUAUUUAUUUAUUACUUCUUGUUACUACAGUCCCACAAUCUCUAAGAACUUCAGACAGGCAGGCUGGUACCAGUUUGAGAUGUGAGUUGAUGGCCCUAAGCGGUAGAUCUCUCCAACUCAGCUCAUUAUUAGAAAUUUGAAUAAUGGAGUGUGCCACAGUCUGUUUAAAAGCUUUUCUAAUAAGUUUGGUAUUGCAGGACAUCCACAGAACUUAUACACUGCUUCACGUAUGAAAUUUAUCCUAGUUGCAUAAUAAACUUCUUAAGUUACGUAUCGAAUCACUUUAGCAGGAUGGAACCACGAUACGAACAUUAAGGUUUUCUUUUCUGCUUUUGUGCUCGGUCCCCCGCGGCGGACAGAAAACCACUGAUCAGAAAGAGUUGCUCUGCCGAGGGUUGCUGACUCGAGGGAGAAGUUUCUCUGCGCCGGUACAAACCUUUUCUUUCUCCUUCAUAUCGAGAUUGGGGAAUUACUCUUCCAGGGUAUCCCAAGGCGCCCACCAACACAUUUAUCACAAAUGUGAAUCCAGCUCUGCGUUCUGUGUUGCACCAUCUUUGCUUGCGUUCCUCAGUACGCCUGUACCCGUACAGAACCAGUGAUCUUUUUUAAAUGUUGAUAGGAACAGCAACUAUACACAAACGACACACAAGUUUUAGAACGUGAAACUUAAAAUACAAGUUCACAAGAAGAAAUUUGAUUAAGUGCUAGCAGGUAUGUAGUUAACGGCUUCCUCUUACACAGAAUGAAAGCUUCUAUAAGGUGUCUAUUUUCUGGAUGAUAUUAGACAUUUGACCAACAGAGAAAUGAAAAGCGCCACAAAAUACAGGAUUCAACGUCUUCUGAUGUGUUGUGAAUUUUUAAGAAAUAAUCACGUUACUGUUACUGAUUCUACGUCUACUCCGCACCUAAGUACUUCAAAGGUGAAACGAUAAGCAAAAAAAGUGAAAGAACUUAUUCACUGGUAACGAAUAAAUGUAUUGUAUGUCCUGUGUAAAUUUGUAUACUAUGGCAGUACCAAAUCAAAGUACUUUAUAUUUUAUGAGGAAAGUAAAAUGUAUUGAAAGAUAUCAAAUGUAAAUGAAUAUAAACAUAUGUUGAAUAAAGUAAAAUCCGUUA